Astrephomene gubernaculifera is the source of this 3870-nucleotide messenger RNA. Lineage: Eukaryota; Viridiplantae; Chlorophyta; Chlorophyceae; Chlamydomonadales; Astrephomenaceae. The record is from the annotation of a GenBank genome assembly.
CUUCACCACGGUAACAGCUCCCUUGUAAACGGUUGUACAAUACUCUUUGAUAGACUUCUUGCUAUUGUUUAUAAUUGGUUAUUUGUUGGCCUAGGACCUCGCAACAAAAACGUUUGUUGUACCCGGUUGGCAGGCGUUUUUCUGAAUGGCCCUUUGCAACACACCUCUCCGCGUUGGCUCUUUGGCUGCUUCGCCCCGCGCUGUACUUCCCAUAUCGCCGCGGCAAUGUCCUCGCAUAAAAGGGCAUGGCGGGCCGCAGACCGCGGCUGCCUCCGCAAGUAUUACCCUUGCCAACCAUUCUGGGAUUUCCACAACUCAAGCACCACAGCAAACUGAAUCCUUCCUCAGCCGUUACGCACUUGGGGCUCCAUUGGGACAGGGAGCGAUGGGCACUGUAGUGUCCGCGUGCGACCGAGUAACUGGCGAGGAAGUGGCUGUUAAGGUUGUCGCGAAGCAGUCAAAUGCGGGCCGUCACCAACGUUCGGCAUUGCACCGCGAGGCUAGCUUAUGGCGUCGUGCUUGCGCUGCAAGCCGUCAGGCGGGUCGCUUCAUUGCGAUCGAGGAGGACGCUAGCAACUACUAUAUUAUCGCGGAGAAGUGCAAUGGCGGCAGUCUGCAGCAGAUGCUUGACGAUCGGGGCGCUCUCUCGGAGGUAGAGCUGUCGCAGGUUGCCUGGUGCGUGCUAACAUUCCUGUCGGACAUGCACUCCCAAUCCAUGUACUACGGCGACCUGAAGCCCGGUAACGUCAUCCUGAAGGACGUCUACCCCUGCAGCUCCGAUCCCGGCUGCCUGAACGUGCGCGUGGUGGACUUUGGCUGCUCGCAGCUGGUGACCCACGGGUCACCCCUGCGUUCCCUGAGCGGAUCGCCUCUGUUCCUGGCGCCUGAGGUUAUCACGGGCGCGUACGGCCUCCCAGCGGACAUGUGGGCCUUUGGUGUGAUGCUCUUCAUGCUCAUUUGCAACCGCCUGCCUUUCUGGCUGGAGCCCAUUCCCUACCUGGAGCAGCUCGAUAUGGACUCGAUUCACGAUGCCAUCCGUUACAACCCGGUGCUGUUUGCGGGUCCCAAGUGGCGUGGGGUGAGUGAGGAGCUCAAGGACCUGAUCUGUGGACUGUUGGAAAAGGACCCUGCGCGGCGGUUGACAGCUGCGAAGGCCAUGGAGCACCCCUGGUUUGAAAGCACCAAGGACAUGUGCACGCUUGCGUUGUAGGGGCUUUGCAAACAGUUAAUGCAAGAGAGUGCAGAGUUGCUGUUGCUUUUGCUGUUGUUGUAACUUUAGUAGCUUGUAAGAGGUGGUGGUAAAGAGGUGGUGGUGGUGGUGGAGCGAGGAGGUAUAGGAUUGUGUGCGUGCCAGGGACACGCGGCGGCGGUGAUGGUGGAUGCUGUGUGGGGAGGGAGCGGGAGCGGGUGCGGGGGACAGUUAGUACUGUGUGCGUGUGCGAGGAGGGGGAAUGUGACGACACGAGGUGGGAAGUUGGGCAACGGCGAUGGCUCUGAUGGGUUGUAUCAGUUGGCUUACAGUUGAUGCAUUUUAUGAUGAAAAAGCGGUAUUGGUGUGUGAAAUGAGGGCCGCUGUGCGGUGAAACAGAUUUCCAUGCCACUUGAUUUGCUUGUGUGGGAGACGAGAGAGGUGUGUUUGUUUGAUGGAGUAACCCCGAAUUAAGGAUAGAUGCGGUUUGGGGAGUUUGGUGUGUUUUCAGGGUUCAAUUCCACGUGUCCACGCAUUCUGUGGUUAGAUCGCGCAUAGGGUUGUGAUUUGAUAUACCCACGUGAAGAGGAGAGAGAUGCUGCCCGUUCAUUACUAACCUCCUCUUCCCUUUCCUGGUAUCCUAGGUUUGUUGUACGAUUGUUAUGUACGGCAAACAGAGGACAUCACCCUUGACGCACAAGAGAAAAAGCGAGAGCGAGUGUGUCGCUUUAGAAGCCCCGAGAGAUGUGUAUGCGACCUUUAUGUGUGUUUUAUGUGUGCUAAGAGUUGUGCAAUUGUUAUUUCAUGAGUAUCAAGACACAUCGGCAGGGAUGUUUUAUGUCAAGAGGUAAGCAGCAGAAGCACUGUGGUUGACUCGGUGUGGUUUUGGGGUUGCUGGGGGAAUCUAUUGCGGUGAAGGCUUUUGAGCCUUGUGCGCCCUAUGUGCUUACUGUGUGUGUGUUGACGUUUGGAAGGCUUCACCUGAGCUUCAACGCUAACUUUAUUACCCUUAACCGCCAAACUAACUAACUACUUGUACGCUACUCGAACCUUUACUGCUUUCACUCUAUGCUCGCUAUGCUGGCACAUCUUGGCGACUGUUGAGGUAUGGCGGUUACCCGUUGAUGCUUGGCUGACAGAGAUGUGGUUACAGCAUGUCUCGAUUCGGUUACCGGAACCGGUUCGGUUCGGAUACUUGGAUCCUGCUGGUGGGUCGUUGUUGUGCAACUCUCCGCAGCUUGUGGUGGUCGCAGCGGUGUUUGAUGUCGUCCCGUCCCUCGAGGGCUUCCUCCCUCAUUGCUUGUGCCUAGGUUGCUUGUGUUCGAUACAUGUAUCAGGUCUCGGGGCCGUGUGCGUGUGUGGGUUGGCAACUAGGCUUUCGAACUUGGGUUUUCGCAGCUAGUCAGCUUGUAUUACGUUGGGGUUAGCACAGCUUCAGGUGGGCUUGUGUUGUGGAUUUUGAUGCUUUAUGACUCGCUCGGGAGGUCUUCCACCAUGCUUGGGCGUUGGAGCACUUUGCUCAUCAUUACGGGGAACGGAGUUGCAGCGGUGCUUUCCUAUGGCCGUGUGUAGGGCCCUCAGGUCUCUAUGGAACUGCGUGCAGCAAUCUCUGCCGUACAAUUUGCUUGGCAAGUUGGUCUGGCCACUUGUCUGUGUUGAGCAACAACGGACUGACUGAAUCACCGGAGCGUUGGUUGGGUGUUUGUCUUGUACUGUAUCACCGCCACUUAGAAGUGAAUCUGGUUAGGAGGCAUGUAGGUAUCGCCCUUUGAGUGUAUGUGUGUAGCACAGAAGAGGAAUGGUUGUGUCUGUUGUGUUGCGGUAUCGCUUUCACCGGCUAGGAUUCCGAACAGUCUUGGUUGAUCCUGCCCUAUAGUUGAAAGCAUGCCAGGGUGCCUGCCUCUAGGGGGCUAUCACCGCUGACCUUCUGUACUACUAUAACAUGUUGUGAGGACUAACUUGUAAUGUGCAUUCGUGGAUUUCCUUGAUACCCUUUUGGUGGUAUUGCUGUCCUUUGGAGUUGGGUGGUAUGCCUAGUGGUAUCGCUUGUGUGCAGUGGGCUACGUUGCGUGAGGAGGGUGGCUAGCGGCCGGUUGAUUGUGUGGGUGGUAGUCUUGUGUCUUGGCGUGGUGUUGGGGACGGAGGAGGAGAAGGAUAGGCCUGGCAGGCGUUUUGCUGCCGCAUUGCUGCUUACCGUUGCUCGAGUCGGGUGCUUGUUUGCACUUGGCGGCACUUGCGCUAAAAGGUCCCCCAUUCGCGCGGGUUUGUUAACGCUCCGAGCCGUAUAACUGAGUGCGGGGGUAUUGACAGUGUUACUUUGACUGCAGAUUGUUCGGCAUCUCUUCCUUCCCUUGUGCACUCUGUAGUUCUAAAGGUGUUCGUAGUUGGCUUUGGCGUGGGGCCUGGGUUGGGAGAUGGGUUUGCAACUGCGGUGUACUGUGUGAAUGGGAUGGCGGUAUGCAUUAUUCGAGAUGUCACGUUUCUUGUGGCUUAUAGUAUGCUUUGUCGGAUUUGAUUGGUCAAGUGGCUUCAAUUGCGUCGUUAUGGUGUCGCUACGUGGUACGGCAGCACCCGCUGGCGACAAAGUUUUGGUCCAACUUGGGUGUAACGUGGUUUAGUAAGAAGCAUUGUAAGUACAAAUGUACAAUACACACGAGGUAACUAUAAGGGGCAAAACUCUG